Desarmillaria tabescens is the source of this 1110-nucleotide messenger RNA. RefSeq names its product caspase domain-containing protein. Gene Ontology annotation, biological process: proteolysis. Bases 1 to 1110 code for a protein of 369 amino acids. The record is from RefSeq and is a predicted model, not a curated record. The transcript is spliced from 3 exons. Gene Ontology annotation, molecular function: cysteine-type endopeptidase activity. Lineage: Eukaryota; Fungi; Basidiomycota; Agaricomycetes; Agaricales; Physalacriaceae.
AUGACUUCACCUCCUCUACUAACGGACAAGAUCCCAGCUGCAGACUAUGGCGAUCCCCAGAGCGUCAUUGAAGGCGAUCGAUUUUGGGCGGUUGUCAUCGGUAUUGACAACUAUGCAUCGCCGAAAGAUCCAUCACUGUGUGGUUGCGUGUCCGAUGCCGACAGUGUUGUCCAGCACUUGAUCGAAAAAAUGAGUGUCCCACCAGAUCGUAUCGAGCUCCUCCUUGGCAGAGUUGACGGUACCGCUACCGAUUCAUCGUCCAAGAAUCUCCGGGAGAGGGACGCUACCCGUGCCAACAUCGUCGAUACUCUUCUCAGUCUCUCCACAAAUUCUCAGAUACGGGACGGUGAUAAUGUCCUGAUCUACUUCUCCGGACACGGCACACAUUAUCUCUGCGGAGACUAUUAUACGGAGUUUCCAGCCAGUACAGGAACCAUUGAGGCUCUGUGUCCUAUGGACCGGGACCCACUCGCAGCCGACGUCGAUAAACGAAUCCCUGACAUCAGCGAUCGAGAGCUCUGUACUAUUCUCUCUGAAAUCUGUCGCACUAAGGGACAUCAUAUUACCGUCAUUCUAGACUGCUGCCACUCUGGAGGCAUGACUAGAAUACUUGGGAGUUCGGCAUCCGCAGUGGCACGCCAGGUCAAGGUUCUGCAUGUAUCCAGGGCAAUUGCAGAGAUGUUUGCAGCUGGCGAUAAGACGCUGGGAAAAUUGAAAUGUGACGAUGGUUCACCUCGCUACGAGUCUAUAGCCAAAGGGAAUUGGAGAGCUGAGGAGGGAACCCACGUAACCUUAGCAGCGUGUCAAGCCUACGAGUUGGCAACGGAAGAGCUAGGCAAGACCAGCGCAUACCAUGGGAUUUUCACCGAGGUACUUCUUCAGAAAUUCACAGAGAUCAGUUCGGUCGCGGAUGGGAAGUUACCGACCUAUAAGGACAUUGAGAAAACCUUUCCCUCAAGCAAAUUCGAGCCAGUCAGACAGUACCCGAAGGCCAUAGGGAAAAACAGGGACAAGAGACUUUGGUACACGAAUCGGGACGCUUGUUGUAUGGAAGGAGUUAGGAAGGAGGAUUACAAGAGACCCCAGGGUGGACUCCACCAGGGACUGUAA